This is a messenger RNA of Sphaerulina musiva SO2202, 722 nucleotides long. RefSeq lists its product as uncharacterized. The coding region runs from base 282 to 461 and encodes 59 amino acids. The record is from RefSeq and is a predicted model, not a curated record. NCBI's taxonomy places the organism in Eukaryota, Fungi, Ascomycota, Dothideomycetes, Mycosphaerellales, Mycosphaerellaceae. The transcript has a single exon.
GGUGAAUCAGUAUUAGCGGAGAGUCUGAGGAAGACUCUCUGAGAUUGUCCGAUGUACACUGCAUCUCAGUAAUCGUAUAUGCUCUGACUAGCUCAGAUUUGCCGACGGAGACACUGCGUGAGUAUAGAGAUUUUGACGUCUCAUAAGUAUCUCCCGGAACGUGGAGUGCAUGCCACGAGUCUGAUUGCUUCGGGUACGGUCAGACUGGGAUCGAGCGUUAAGCAAGAGAUGCUAGAAGCACAGGCUCAGGAAGGGCCCCUCUCUACUUUCCCUUGGUCUAUAUGAACCUGGCAACUGGUAUUUGCUACAGGCACGUGACCAGGUGUUUGAGCUCGCUCCGAAUAGCAGACGGUUCUCCCGCCUCAGCCUCUAUGAAAAUCAUUGGGAAGAAUCGGAAUCCUGCUCAAGAAAGAUUAUCGAAGCGACUAAUCACUCGAAGCGAUACUCUUUCCUGGACCUAGCAACCGAAGAUGGCCGUCUCUAGCGUCAUGAGCGACAAGGGCACUCGACAUGCCGUGACCUGAACAAAACGCCAAGAUGAAUGCACAGUUCGAAAUCGACCUAUGCACAGGCCAGCUCCAAGUCUGGUUAAUGUACACUACGCGUCCUAGGGCUUCAAACUCGACACGCGUAGGCAGCGUAAGAUGUUUCGAGAAAGUCGAGAUCCCAGAUAAGAUCGCCGAGCGAUGUAGCAUGGAAUAAAGCCUCGCCCUUGUUCGUUC